Chiloscyllium plagiosum (whitespotted bambooshark) is the source of this 1135-nucleotide messenger RNA. Lineage: Eukaryota; Metazoa; Chordata; Chondrichthyes; Orectolobiformes; Hemiscylliidae. The record is from RefSeq and is a predicted model, not a curated record.
AUAUUCAAAUAUUUUAGGUCCAGUGACCCUUCUCCAGAACAUAUAAGUCAAUAUUUGGUCAGGCAAUGGAAAGGCAUUAAGCCAUCGGCAUCAAUGCAGCUCAACAUGCUGGACAAUGUGACACAAAACAACUCCAACUGCACUAUCGAUUCCAGCGUGGAAGAUAUCAUCAUCCCCAUCAUGUACCUGGCCUCUUUGAUUGUUGGCCUGCCUGGGAACUGUCUAUCAAUCUAUGUGGCAUGUUUGCAAGUGAAUCGUGAGAACGAGAUUGGUGUCUACUUGCUGAAUCUAAGCUUUGCCGAUGUCUUAUACACACUCACCAUCCCUUAUUGGUUCAUUGAAUACUUUGACAUCCAAGCAAAUGUGGAGUUGUACAACCUGAUUAACGUUGUGACCUACACUACCAUGUACUUAAGCCCUGCUUUCCUCUGCUGUAUCUCCAUGGACCGCUACCUCGCUACAGUCUAUCCACUGAGGUAUUUUAGUCUCCGUACAGUCAAGGCAGCCAUCAUAGUCAGUGUGGUCUGUUGGGUCCUCCAGCUGAUGUGCCAUGCAUUGCUGCUCUACCAGCAGAAUUUCUUUUCCAUGUUCCACUUCUCUGCAGUCUAUGAAGAUACAUAUCCAAUGAAAUCAAGCUUGGUUGUUGAAUAUCUCACGCGCUUUGCCGUUGGGUUUUGCUUGCCACUGACCUUGCUCCUGUUUUGCUCUCAGCGCAUGUUGAAUGCAAUCAACGACAGUACAGCCACGGUGGACACAGAGAAAAGGAAGAUUGUGAGCCUCUUGCUGCGGCUGCUUCUCGUCUACAUCAUCAGCUUCGGGCCUUAUCAUGUCAUCAUGCUCAUCCGCAGUCUCAUCGAGCCAGGAAACUGCUAUUUUGCCCAGAAAAUAAACAUCUUUUACAAAGUGUCCUUUGCACUUACUGGUCUCAAUAGUGCUGCUGACCCCAUCAUCUACUGCUUGCUUUGUGACAGUGCCAGGCAGGAUAUUAGGAACCUGUUCACAGCCAUGAAGAUGAUAGAGUUAAAGAGUCAUACAGCACAGAAACUGUCCAUGCCAAACAUAUUCCCAAAACUAAGCUAGAGCCACCUGUCUGCUCCUGGCCUAGGUCCCUCCAAACCUUUCCUAUUCAUGUACU